GAAAGAUUCAACUCAAGAGGUGGCGAAGGUGACCCGUCCUCUGAUAGACUGACUAGAGUUCGACAGGAUGUCGAAGAUGUAAAAGGAAUAAUGACACAAAAUAUCGGUAUGUUUAUUCGAAUUCAAUAUUUUAAUAACUCGGUUAAUAGCCAGCUUAAGCAUGUAGGACGGCAAAACGAUUUCUAAAUACAGGCAAGCAUGUUGCACGCACGGAGGCAGCUUGUCCGGAUUUAGAAAUAAGAAUAAGAACAUUUGCGAGUGUUUGGAUAUAGCUUCUCAAACCAAUACUUUACUGUCGUUCCAAUUGAAGUGUUCCUCAAAUAUUGAUUCAAUACAUUACCUCGGGCUGACCAAUUCAUUUGAUCAAGUUCCUCGAAAUAUUCAUACACUUCCUGUGAAAGAGCCAAUUCCAAGAAUUUGAUAAUUUUUGGUCACUUCCUUUCUAUUUAUGAUUGGUUAGUUGCACAAACAACAAAGGUGAUUAGUGCAUUCAAACUAUUCAACAGGAAGUUUACAAUUAUACUAGGAAGUGUAUGAAUAUUUCGAGGAACUUGAUGAAAUGAAUUGGUCAGCCAGAGGUAAUGUAUUGAAUCAAUAUUUGAGGAACACUUCAAUUGGAACGACAGUAAGAGAGAAUUAAGUUCAAGGUUGACGAAAAACGGCUGUAGUCUUCCUAUUAUUUGCAAAUGCAGAAUCAAUGUGCAUUUCUUUUGAAUUUUCUUCAUGAAUUAUUGAGUUUGUGAAAUAGUGUUUCGGGAGCCAUGCCUUCAUCAGUCGGAUUCCCCAGUUGUUCUGUGUAUUGAACAAUUAAACCCCAUGCAUUCCAGUUGCUUGGGACCACUGAUCUGUAAUAAGACUUGGUAACACAUCUAUAGUAUACAAAAAUGAAGCCGGAAGUCACCAGCUUUACUUUUGGAUUGUUGCUGUCGUUCCAAUUGAAGUGUUCCUCAAAUAUUGAUUCAAUACAUUACCUCGGGCUGACCAAUUCAUUUCAUCAAGUUCUUCGAGAUAUUCAUACACUUCCUAGUAUAAUUGUAAACUUCCUGUUGAAUAGUUUGAAUGCACCAAUCACCUUUGUUGUUUGUGCAACUAACCAAUCAUAAAUAGAAAGGAAGUGACCAGAAAUGAUCAAAUACUUGGAAUUGGCUCUUUCACAGAAAGUGUAUGAAUAUCUCGAGGAACUUGAUGAAAUGAAUUGGGUCAGAGGUAAUGUAUUGAAUCAAUAUCUGAGGAACACUUCAAUUGGAACGACAGUAACAAUGACUCACUAUAAUGUUAUUUUAAUUCAUAUAAUUAUAAAAUUGGCGUCAAGGUAUUUUAAAACGUACGCUUUCGUUCAAAAUUGAGCUGCUUCAUUUCUUCAAAUUUCCCGAGAAUAUUCGUCCAAUAACAGUAAUUUUUGUGUAUUUUUGGGUUGAUUUUGUAUGAAAGUAGCGAAACGAGCUCGUGUUGAUAAACAAAGUCUGAGGCUCUCCACUCCUUCAAAGUUGUAAAUCCCGUUUCGCGGCGUUAUAAAGCCAUAAAACUCCCAAUUUUUUGCUCAAAAUUCUUCUUGUAUGUUUUAUCUUUGUGAUUGUAAAACUGACCCGGUCAGAAACAUAGCCAAGGCGAAAAACGCGAAAGACUACCAUCUGCAAUAUAAAUCUAUACAAAAGUGGGACCCUUGAAUCGGGUGGCGGCCGGUGACUUCCGGCUUAACUUUUGUAUACAAUAGAUGCAUUAUCCAGUCUUAGUACAGAUAAGCGGUUGGGAUUGGGUACGCCCCUUCAAUCAAGUGAAUUUCCUGGUCAGCUGGGCUAGUAUGUGCAGGCAAUCGGGGUAAAGUUUGCUUCCUUCUGUAGUGACAUUGGACUAAUUUGUCAUAUUUUCUAUUACAACAGAGAAAGUUCUUGAACGAGGUGAAAGAAUCGAUAUUUUAUUGGAUAAAACAGAGGAACUUGACUACAGUGUAAGUGUUAUUAGAUUAAAAUAUUGCUUAGAAUUUGUUGAUAUAACAUACAAAUAACAUGAGAAUUCUAAUUGAAAGUUGAAACAACCAAACGAUACCAAAAACUUUUAAAUAACUUCCCAUGCAUAAAAUUCGAUUCAUGUAGAAUCUAUAGUUUUUAUAGAAUUUUCAUUUAUGAAUUUCGAAGUAAAAUAGAAUAUCGGUAGACGGUUACCGGUAUUGGCUGAUAGCGGCCUUCGAAGCACUAUUUUAAACAUGAGCAGCAGUGUUUUAUCAGAUAUAAAGAUACGAGGCGAAGCCAAGUAUCUUUAGGUCUGAUAAAACACGCACUGCGAAUGUUUUAAAUUGCUUCAAAAACUCUAUCUUUACAUGUGAUUUAUUUCCCUUGAUUUACAUAAACUUUUACUUUGAUUUUCUCGACUUAUACAACGUAUUUUUUGAAAAUUACUUCGCCAAUGAACUUACUAGAUCGAUUAUUUUUGAAGCAAUUUAAAACAUUCGCAGUGCGUGUUUUAUCAGACCUAAAAAUACUCGACUUUGCCUCGUAUACUUUAAAUAGCACUUCAAAAUCGAUCUUACUAGUUCAUUGGCGAAGUAAUUUUAAAAAAAUACAUUGUGUAAGUCAAGAAAAUCAAAGUUAAAGUUUAUGUAAAUCAAGGGAAAUCUCUAUCACAUACAAAGAUACGACACGCUUAUGAACUUUCUUUGUGUUUUCCUCAUGAAUUAUUACUGUAAUGAGUUUAUGAAUGUCGGUUAUCAGAAUAUGGGUGGGUUUCCACAUUGGUAAAUCACUUCUUCCAUAGAACCAACGGGAAAAAAUAAAUUCCAUACCAUACGCCCUUUUCAUAAAUGGCUGCCGAUUAAAAAUUCUUUUAUGUGCAUAUAAAUUGGCCCAACUAGCCUCGUUUCUGAGUAGAAAUUCCUUUGAAAUCUUAACAUGAGUACGGGGCUAGUUGGGCCAAUUUUAUGCACAUAAAAGAAUUUUUGAUCGGCAGCCAUUUAUGAAAAGGGUGUAUUAAUGAAAUUUAAUUAAUCGAUAAUAGUAAGAGUUCAGUUUUUACAGUAUACAUGGUAAAUAUUUAAAUACCAUCCAAAACCCAUUCAUGGAAAUUUUUUCCUAUGCAAGUAAGGGACUGGUCAUAAAGUAACUGCUAGGGUGGGCUGGAGGUAAAUCACAAAUUUGCCAAUAAGUUCGGUGACCCAUCUUAGGAUGUAGAUAAAAAUUUCAAAGCCCAUCUAAUCUUACAAAAAAAUUUUCAUGACCCAUCCAAUCUAAAUUGGGAAAAUACACUUUCAUAGUAAAAAAAACUUGCAGGUAUGAACAUUGUAAAUAUACAUGCACGGCACUUUGACAUACAUAAUUCCACCAAGCUUGACAAACACAUUGGUACUGAGCUGCUCUCUAGUUGGUUGUAUUUGCUGUGAUUCGACCACUUUCUGUUGUUGUAUAAACAAAGUACUGGCUUCAAUAGACAAUAGCAUCAUUUGCAUUUGAUAAUUUGGAUAGUUUUGUUUACUUUUACUAUUAGUAUCUUUAUUUUUUGAAAUAGACAUGCAUGUUUUUUUGUUUGGUGGCCCAACCGUGGACAUACAAAAAAAUUGGCGGCCCAUCGAUGGAAACUGCUCAAAGAUUUUCCAUGGCCCAUCCCAAAUCACUCCAGCCCACCCUAGCAAUUACUUUAUGACCGGUCCCUAAUGCAGUUUUUUAUUUUGUCUUGCAGGCGAGUACCUUCCGAACAAGUGCAGUGAGA
Messenger RNA from Paramuricea clavata, 3699 nucleotides. Lineage: Eukaryota; Metazoa; Cnidaria; Anthozoa; Malacalcyonacea; Plexauridae. The record is from the annotation of a GenBank genome assembly.